AGUUGCCGGACGGGCAACUCGAUUUGAUAUCCGAUGUACUUAUAGUGCCCUGGGAGUUAAUUACGCGAUCAGUGGCUUAAUUUUGAGAGUAUUGAAAUAUGAUGUCCUUGUUUAUAUCCGUGUGUGACUACGGGACAAAAAAAUACAUGAUGAUAGAGCCAUCAAUCAAUCGAGUAGUUGUUUUCUUUUCGACAAGGCGAUCCCCUUUAUUGCGUGCCUCUGUUUCCUUUUCUGUGUGUCAUGUGUCUCUUCACUUGCACGACACUGAUUGAUUUUCUGUAAAUUUCUCAAUUUUCUGAACGAGUUGAAUUUACGACCUUUUUUUUCUCCUCGACUACUGUGAACUGCUCAAUUUGUGCUGAAAUCAAACAUUAUUGUCAGGACAUCAACUUUGUUUUCCUGUUAUUUUUUUCAACUUUUUCCAGACAGUUUGAAUUUUCAGUCAACACUUGAGCCAGACAGGGACAUUCACGCCAGCAGAAGCAUAUAGUAUCGUGUUGCUCGGCCGGCCACCGCUCAAAUCCAAGGCCACCAUCGUUUCUUUCAAGCGGCGACCACCUCCAAGCUCCAACUUGCUCAGCCACUCUGAUCGCCGCCAAAUUAAUGAUGCCGCCGUCCAUCAAGAUCGUCGAGGCCACCUGCGUCGUGGCGCCGCCAGCGGCAGCUGGCGAGUCCUCCUCGCGGCCGCCGCUCAUCAAGCUAUCCGCGCUGGGCGCGCAGUGGCUCGUCGUCCCGCUCAUCCAGCGCGUGCUCAUCUUCGUCGACAACGGCGACGGUGAUCACCCACCCUUCGCGUCCAGGGUCGCUUCCCUCCGCGCGUCCCUGGCGUACACACUCGCGCGGUUGCCCCCGCUCGGCGGCAGGAUCGUCUUCCUGCCGUCCACCGGCGACGCCGCCAUCGACUGCUGCGCCUCCGACGGAGUCCGCUUCGUGGUCGCCGAGAGCGCGGACGCGGACGCCGCGAGGCUGGCCGGGGACGCCGACCACGACGUGGGCGCGUUCAAGCAGCUCGUCCCGGAGCUCGAGACGGGCGCGCUCCCGGCGGAGGUGCUCGCCGUGCAGGUGACGCGGCUCAAGGGCGGCGCCGCGGUCGGCGUGGCGAUGCACCACGCCGUGGUCGACGGCCGGUCCGUCUGGACGUUCCUGGAGGCGUGGGCGGCGGCUUGCCGCGGGGACGACGCCGACGCGUCGGCGACGCCAGUGUUCGAUUGCUCGGCGGUCGCGCUGCCCGGCGGCGAGGAGCUCGCGCGGAGCACGCUGCGCAAGUACACGCCCGAUCUGCCACUGGUGGCGCGAACGGAAUGGCCCUUCAUCCAGAAUCUCCCCCGCCGGACCUUCGCCGUGACCGCGCAACAAAUGCGCGAUCUGAAGCAGCGCAUCGUCACUGACCUGAGCACUCCCUCAUCGGCGCAGACCGCCGCCGCGCCGCCAUCAUCUAGCUUCGUGGCCGUGGCGGCGCUCACGUGGGCGUCUUUCGUCCGGUCCAAGCACCCGUCCACCAUCUCCCCCGACGACGACGUCUACCUCUUCGUCUACGUCGACUGCCGGGGCCGCCGCAGCAUCGGCAUGGACCCGCCGGUGAGCGAGAGCUACUUCGGGGCGUGCAUCACGGGGUGCAUCGCCAAGGCCACGGCCCGGGACGUCCUGGCCGACGACGGCGUCUCCGCCGCCGCCGCGGCCGUGCAGGCGGAGGUCCGGCGGGCGGCGGAGGACCCGCUGGCCAUGUGGGACUGGCUGGGGGUGGCGCUGGCGUUGCCAUUGGAAAGGCUGGUGAGCAUGAACGGGUCGACGCGGUUCCCGGCGUAUGAGGCGACUGACUUCGGGUGGGGGAAGCCCAGCAGGACGGAGCUCGUCACCAUGAACCGGAGCGGCCAAGUGGUGCUCGUCGCUGCCAAGGGCGGCGGCUUGCAGGCGUCCGUGUGCAUGGAACCGGAGCACAUGGACGCGUUCAGCUCGCAUUUUCUUAAUAGAGCCAUCUUUUCCUCGUACAGCCGAACCCUGCUCUCCUCGACACGCACGGCCAUGCCGUCGUCCACCAAGAUCCUCGAGGUCCACCGCGUCGUGGUGCCGCCCGCAACGGGCGAGUCCCCGCCGCCGCCGCUCCUCAAGCUAUCCGCGCUGGACGCGCCGUGGCUCCUCGUCCCGCUCAUCCAGCGCCUGCUCCUCUUCGUCGACUCCGACGCCGGCCAGGACAAGCUCCCGCCGUUCGCGUCCCUGGCGGCCACGCUCGCGCGGUUCCCGCCGCUCGCCGGGCGGAUCGUGCACCUGCCGGACACCGGCGACGCCGCCAUCGACUGCUCCUCCGAGGAAGCUCUGGACCGAGGAGUGCGCUUCGUGGUCACCGAGUGCCUGGGCUCGGACGCGGCGACGCUGGCCGGGGACGCCGACCACGACGUGGCCGCGUUCAAGCGGCUCGUCCCGGAGCUCGAGACGGGCGCGCUCCCGGCGGAGGCCAUGGCCGUGCAGGUCACGCGGCUCAAAGGCGGCGUCGCGGUCGGCGUGGCGAUGCACCACGCCGUGGUCGACGGCCGCUCCGUCUGGACGUUCCUCGAGGCCUGGGCCGCGGCUUGCCGCGGGGACGGCGCCGCCGUGGGGACGAAUUUACCGGUGUUCGACCGCGCGGCGAUGGCGCUCCCCGGCGGCGAGGAGCUCGCCCGGAGCACGCUCCGCAAGUACACGCCAGAUCUCCCAGCGAAAACUUCAAGAACUGAGAGACCCGGCAAAUUCAAGGUUUGGCUGAGUACUUCCAUCAUGUGGUUGGUUCCAGAAUGCAAAUUCAAGCCGGGCCCGAUGCUUGGGUUUGAGCCUUUGAUUUUAUUUCAAAAAUUAUGUUUAGGAUCAGGGUUUCACGGCCCAAUUAAGAACGGCCCUUUUAUUUUUCCUACUAACAUUCUUCUCCGACGCUCCCGGGCCGUACGCAUGCAGGUGGUGCAGUGGCCCCUCACCCGGAUCCUCCCCCGCCGGACCUUCACCGUAACCGCGCACCACAUGCUACGCCUGAAGCAUCGGAUCACCGCGCUCACGAGCUCGUCGUCGACUGCGGCACCAUCCAGCUUCGCGUCCAUCGCCGCGCUCGCCUGGGUGUCCUUCGUCCGGUCCAAGCACCCGGCCACUAUCUCCGCCGACCACGACGUAUACCUCUUCGUCUACAUCGACUGCCGUGGGCGGCGCGCCAUCGAGCCGCCGGUGAGCGAGGACUACUUUGGGACGUGCAUCACCGGGUGCCUCAUCAGGGAAGAGGCACGGGACCUCCUCGAUGAUAAGGACGGCGCGGGGAUCGCCGCGGCCGCGACGGCGGUGCGGGAGGGGGUCCGGCGGGCGACGGAGGACCCACUCGCGUCGUGGGACUGGAUGUCACUGGCGUCGUCGUCGUUGCCCCAAGACCGGGUGGUGAGCAUGAACGGGUCGACGCGGUUCUCGGCAUACGAGGCGACCGACUUCGGGUGGGGAGCGCCGUGCAGGACGGAGCUGGUCACCAUGAACCACGGCGGGCAGGUGGUGCUCGUCGCGGCCAAGGGCGGCAGCGGCGGCGUGCAGGCGUCCGUGUGCAUGGAACCGGAGCACAUGGACGCGUUCAGCUCGCAUUUUCUCAACUCCCUGGAUUGAUUUGAUUUGCGUGAACGAUUCCAUAGACAUUUGUAUCUGAAAAGAUCGUAUCUUCAGUGGAAAACAUCGUCUCGAAAAUAUUUUCUUGACACAAUUCCGUACUUCAGCCCAAGUAUACAUGUUAACGAUGGGCACUUACUGCCCCGGCCCGGCCCAGUAAGGUCCACUGGCCUAAUAGGCCUAUUGACACAAACGGAGAGGGAAAAAAUGUCCGUCAAUGGCGCCCACGAGGCCUGUUAAUACGAUAUGAGAGGAAUUGCUCAAAUGUUCGCCGAGCA
Messenger RNA from Brachypodium distachyon (stiff brome), 3884 nucleotides. RefSeq lists its product as uncharacterized. The record is from RefSeq and is a predicted model, not a curated record. Lineage: Eukaryota; Viridiplantae; Streptophyta; Magnoliopsida; Poales; Poaceae. The coding region runs from base 604 to 3606 and encodes 1000 amino acids. The transcript has 6 exons.